Coregonus clupeaformis (lake whitefish) is the source of this 1085-nucleotide messenger RNA. It is a transcript of the gene baxb, whose product is annotated as BCL2 associated X, apoptosis regulator b. The coding region runs from base 306 to 857 and encodes 183 amino acids. The record is from RefSeq and is a predicted model, not a curated record. NCBI's taxonomy places the organism in Eukaryota, Metazoa, Chordata, Actinopteri, Salmoniformes, Salmonidae. Gene Ontology annotation, cellular component: mitochondrial outer membrane. The transcript is spliced from 6 exons. Gene Ontology annotation, molecular function: channel activity; protein heterodimerization activity; protein homodimerization activity. Gene Ontology annotation, biological process: mitochondrial fusion; release of cytochrome c from mitochondria; intrinsic apoptotic signaling pathway in response to DNA damage.
CUCGUCUUUCAUUCCAUUGUCAGGUCUUGUUAUCGGGUUGUUCUUAUUUCUUGCGCUUGUAGAUUCUGCAUAUUAUCUUUAAGGAUUGUCAUAUUUUCUUAAUAGAGAUAAAACAGCAGCAACCAUUGUCUGUCAAAUAGAUGUAUAAUAGUUUCAUACGGGUAUAAGAGAAGAACUACAAUUACUGUACUAAAGUUUUCUGAAGUUACAGUUAUCAUUUGGCCUGGAUGUGGACUGUCAAUGGCGUGUGUAGAGACAUCAGGUAGCUAGAUGACAGAGUAGGAGAGGUCCUGCUGAAUAGAGUGAUGCGGGAGCAGCUGGAGGAGGUGUUGUCAUCAGAAGCCCUGGUAGUGCUCCCCACAGAAACCCAGGAGGUUGAGAGUGAUCAGGAGCAGAAGGUGGUGUUACAGCUGGCUGUGAUGAUACGGACCAUCGGAGACGCAGUCAAAAAGGACGGGAAGCUGGACGAUGCGAUAGAUGGAAUGGUGGGGCAAAUGACCAGCAAGACCAACUACUGGAAGUUGGUAGAAAAGGUAUUUGAGGAUGGUCAAAUCACCUGGGAGAGAAUUGCUGUGCUGUUCUACGUAGCAGGGAGGAUAGCUGUCAAGGUGGUGAUUGCUAACCUCCCCCAGUUAGUGAAGGACAUUCUGAAGUGGACUCUGGAGUACUUCAGAAGCAAAUUACUGGACUGGAUCCAGAAACAUGGAGGAUGGGUGAACAGUUUUGCUGAGCUGGCACGUGUGCAGGUGGAGAGGAUGUCCUCUAUGAGCGCCUGGUCUUCAGGGCUCAUCCUGGUCUUCCUCGGAGGUGUCAUACUGGGUAGUGUCAUCACCUGGAAACUCUCCAGGAGGACGUGACACACACACACACAGUCCCACUCCGGUUCAAGCACAAUUGUGUGACAUGACAUGCAAACGUGUGGGCGUGCGCACACUCACACACAAAUAUAUUUGUUUACCUAGCCUAUGUAUUAUUAGUUACCUACCUUCUGGUUUACUCAGGAUAAAGAAGAUGACCAGAUGCUGCUGGAAGUGGUGUUGGAGAGCCAGUAGGAGGCAAUCUUUCCUCUGGUCAAAAAAUUAUAA